AUAAAAAGCAGUAGUAGUAAUGCAGAAAUAGUAGAAGCAGCAGCAGCAGGAAUAGUAAACAGUAAACAUAGCAGUGGAGUUGGUAGUAUCGCAAGAAGAAGAGAAAGAAGAAGAACCAGCACUUUCGGCAGCGGCAGAGGCAGCACCCGUAGCCUCAGUGUUUUCCAUGUUCCUACCACCACCACCACCACCCCGUGAGUUCUGAAGCCCCAUGAGGUGUGGACCAUGGGCGGCGAGGAGGCUUGUUGGGGGGGGACUGGUGUGGGGGCUGACGGCGGUGGUGGUGGAGGGAGCCACCGAGGACUUAGGAGUGGACUCGACGAACGCGCACGGGAUAGAGCUGGGCGAAAUCUCCUUCAUGCAGUUCCUCCUCUUAUCGUGUGUGUUCCUACUGCUGUGUUUGUUAGACGGGAAAAAAAUGCUCCCGAUCUACGUGGAUUUGGGCAAGCUGUUCUAUCAUGAGGACAAGGAGGAACAAUUUACGGAGGAAGGUAUUGGUGAUGGUGGUGGUGACGAGGAGGAACAAUUUACGGAGGAAGGUAUUGGUGAUGGUGGUGGUGACGAGGAGGAACAAUUUACGGAGGAAGGUGAUGGUGAUGGUGGCGAUGUUUAUAGUGGUGGUGAUGGUGAUAGUGGUGGUGAUGAAGUGGAGAUGACCGGCGACUACUACUACUACUACUACGACGACUACGCAACGACCAGGACGAGGAGUAGGAGGAGGAGGAGGUCGCUGAGAGGAGCGAAAUUUGAGGUCACCGCAAGUUUCCUGCUGGACUGCCCGCUCCAGUUCGUGUGUGAGGUGGACGACUGGGCGAACAGGGACCACGUGGGCCUGCUGGAGAACCUGCUCGCCUACUGGUUCAGGAACCCGAAGAAGAGGUGGCGACGCCCGGAUGCUGCGGUGUUCGGCGGGGUGGGGAGCUGCCAGGAGAUGUACCCUUGCCCCUUUGACGUGCAGGAGGUCGUGGGCAUCAGGAUUCCAGGCUCAAACUACACCUCACCCUUCUCCUCGUCCUCCUCGUCCUCCCGUAUUCCAUCCUCCUAUUUCCCGAGUGGUUUACCUCCGUAUUCCGUCCUCUGACUCCGUGUUUGAGCUGCGCAGUGUCUUUA
This is a messenger RNA of Eriocheir sinensis (Chinese mitten crab), 1110 nucleotides long. RefSeq lists its product as uncharacterized. The transcript has 3 exons. The record is from RefSeq and is a predicted model, not a curated record. Lineage: Eukaryota; Metazoa; Arthropoda; Malacostraca; Decapoda; Varunidae. Bases 212 to 1081 code for a protein of 289 amino acids.